Molecule: messenger RNA, 141 nt
Organism: Medioppia subpectinata
Lineage: Eukaryota; Metazoa; Arthropoda; Arachnida; Sarcoptiformes; Oppiidae
Source: the annotation of a GenBank genome assembly
GUGGCAAUAAUGGCAUACGAGAGGUGCGGCUGUUAUACACGGAUCAAACAACGGACACAAAGUCCGGUGUAUAUCCAUUGGUUAGGGGUCGGCCCCUAUUUGCCGAGGUGGAUUUCGUGCCAACAUACAUACCGGCGCUAA